CUGCCGCGGAGACUCGGGUCCUGGUGGUGGGAGGGCACGCUGUGCCAGGCAGUGGGUUUACAAGGCCGAGGCGUCGCAAAUAUGGGGGUGUCUGGAGCUCCUGCGUGAAGGUGUUUUGUGUCUGACCUUCCCGAUCUCAUUCUGUUGGAAGUGAAGACCGUGCCUUCCCCGACGUGUGUCUUACGGGCAGUGCCGCCUCUUUCCUGGACGGUGAAAGGUGGUUGCGGACUAGCACGGAGGCGUGAGUGCUCACUGCAGCCGCCGGGUACCCGAGGAGGCAGACGCCGCGUUUUUCUGGCCUCCCAGGCAGGAGUCUCUCCUACCUGGAAGGGCUCUGUUUGCCUGGGUACCGAGGAGGCCAGCUUCGGGGACUUUGGCUUCCAACACUGUUAACGCUGUUUCUCCCUGACCGGAAUCUGUCCUUUCUUUUCUUUGAAAAGGAUGGUCUCAGCAUCAACUCAGACCAUGUGGACCGCGGAUGAAAUUGCACUGUUGUGUUAUGAGCACUAUGGAACCCGGCUACCUAAGCAGGGGAAGCCUGAGCCCAACCGAGAGUGGACAUUACUAGCAGCAGUGGUAAAGAUCCAACCUACAGCUGACCAGGCCUGUGACUACCCUGACAAACAGGUGCAAGUGACAAAGGAAGUCGUCGCUAUGGGUACAGGAACGAAAUGCAUAGGCCAGUCCAAAAUGAGGAAGAGUGGAGACAUCCUCAAUGAUAGCCAUGCUGAGGUCAUAGCCAGAAGGAGUUUCCAAAGGUACCUUCUCCAUCAGCUCCACUUGGCAGCCGCUCUGAAAAAGAAGAGCAUCUUUGUCCCUGGAACUCAGAGAGGGCUGUGGAAACUCAAACCUGAUCUCUCCUUUGUGUUUUUCUCCAGCCAUACACCUUGUGGGGAUGCCUCCAUCAUCCCAAUGCUUGAGUGUGAAGAUCAGCCUUGCUGCCCAGUCAGCAGAGAUUGGGCCAGUACCCCAGCAGCAGAAGUUGGUGGUGACCUGGAAACUCCUGGAGAUAAAAGGAAAUGUGAAGAUCAAGACAGUUGCAUGAACAAAAAGAUGAGGCCUGAGCCUGGGACUCCUGCCAGGGAAGCCACCAAUGGGGCUCGCCAUCAGGACAGUGACCCUGCCCUGCCGAGUGUCAGCGGCUCUGCUGUGCUCACCGCAGAGAGACUGGCUGCCUCUGGUAGUGCUGCCUCUGGUAGUGCCAAAGUGGUGGAUGUCUAUAGAACUGGAGCCAAGUGUGUGCCCGGAGAAGCAGGAGACUCAGGGCAGCCUGGUGCUUCAUAUCACCGGGUGGGGCUGCUCCGAGUGAAGCCAGGCCGGGGAGACAGGACCUGCUCCAUGUCCUGCAGUGACAAGUUGGCACGGUGGAACGUUCUUGGAUGCCAGGGGGCACUGCUGAUGCACUUCCUAGAAGAGCCCAUCUACCUGUCAGCUGUGGUGAUCGGGAAGUGCCCAUAUAGCCAGGAAGCCAUGCAGAGAGCACUGAUCAGGAGGUGUCAGAAUGUCUUGGAUUUACCCAAAGGUUUUGGAGUUCAAGAAGUGAAAAUACAGCAGUCAGAUUUACUAUUUGAACAAAGCCGCCGCGCAGUGCAGGCGAAAAGGACUGACAGCGAAUGCCGACUGGUUCCUUGUGGGGCAGCCAUCAGCUGGUGUGCAGUUCCUGAACAGCCACUAGAUGUCACUGCCAACGGCUUUCCACAAGGAACAACAAAGAAAGGAAUUGGAAGCCUCCAGGCCAGAUCUCGAAUCAGCAAAGUGGAAUUAUUCCAGUCAUUCCAGAGUCUGCUAAGAAGUGUUUCGGAGGACCGGUGGCCAGAUUCCCUCAGGGUGCAGCAGCCCGAGACCUACCAGGAGUACAAGGAGGCUGCAUCCACGUACCAGGAUGCCUGGAGCACGCUCCGGAAUCAGGCCUUUGGAUCCUGGAUCAGAAACCCACCGGACUAUCACCAGUUCAAAUGAGAAGGGAACAUCUGCAGGCCUUCCUGGCAGUAGGCAGGUUUCCAGUGGUUCAUACUGGACAGUCAUCUGUGUUGAAGAGGGCUUAACUUUUCUUGUGACUGAAUAAGGGGGGAAAAAACUUGUUAUCUACCAGACAGCAUAACUGUUUUUGUGGAAGAUGAUGGGAUCCAGGACACGGAACAAUCUAACUAAUGGAAGAGCUCUUAGCGACAAUGGCAUCUUGCUCAUGACCUUGGUAUCUACCCUAACUUGUGUUGUAUUGCUUCUCUAAAAUGUGGAGCAAGAUUUAGAGUGUGAUGUUUCAAAAGUCCUCAGCAGUAGUUCCAUUUUGUGUGACACCCCCCACACUGAUUAUUUAUUGGGGUGAGGUGCAAGUUGGAGAGCUUCAGCUGGCAUCCUGGUUUUAUCUGCCCAGCCUUUCUUCCCUGCUCUGUGCAGAGGACUUAGUUAAGGUGAACCUUCCUCCUGGCCAGCCCUGGACUGUGUGGAACUAAUGCCAAGACCAGCAGGAAAUAUUCUCUCUCCCCUGAAUCCAGAGCCGAAGGGCCACUUAAACCUGGGACUGGCUGUUGCUGUACUAGCUUGACAGUGAAGGCAGCAAGAAGGUGACCUUGUUUGGGUGCUGAUAGCUGGACUUCAAAUAUAGAAGAUAAAUUCUGUUGUGGUCUUGAGUGACCCUAUUUGAGCCCUUCUCUGUGUCUUUCAGCUGCAAGAAUUCUGUCUAAAAGGCCAAGACUCCCUGUGGCAAGUCAGCCAUGCUGUCUUAACUAACAUCCACCAUUCAACUCUUAGCCUCUUCACCCUGGUAUUAUUGCCUGAAAAUGGGAACUCUUCACAUUGGGGGAUUAGUCAGUGUCCUAGUCAGUUCUUGAGCAUUUUUUUUAAAAGAUUGAUUUAUUUAUGCAUACAAAGCUGGGGUACAGGCCAC
Messenger RNA from Condylura cristata (star-nosed mole), 2887 nucleotides. RefSeq names its product adenosine deaminase, tRNA-specific 1 (gene ADAT1). The transcript has 10 exons. Gene Ontology annotation, molecular function: adenosine deaminase activity; RNA binding. NCBI's taxonomy places the organism in Eukaryota, Metazoa, Chordata, Mammalia, Eulipotyphla, Talpidae. The record is from RefSeq and is a predicted model, not a curated record. The coding region runs from base 442 to 1959 and encodes 505 amino acids. Gene Ontology annotation, biological process: RNA processing.